Molecule: messenger RNA, 951 nt
Organism: Triticum urartu
Lineage: Eukaryota; Viridiplantae; Streptophyta; Magnoliopsida; Poales; Poaceae
Product: protein S40-4-like
Source: RefSeq, a predicted model, not a curated record
CCAGCGCACGCCUUCCUUCCUACCUUCUACCCGCCGCGGUUCCGCAGGUCUUCAACUUCCUCGCCUCCUUGCGCGAUCUGCUUCACGUUUCCCCUCACCGCUCCAUUCGCGCUGCACGUUUGCACGGCGAGCAGGCAUGGCCGCAAUGGCGAGGAGCACGCGGUCGGUGGCGACGGAGCGCGCGUACCACCAUUUCGCGCCGGCGUCGACGCGCGGCCUCAUGGGGUACCCGGCCACGGCAGGCGGCCCCGUCACGGCCGACGAGUUCGAGGAGUCAGACGUCUGGGGGUCGUUCAACCCGGGAGAGGAGGCCGAACAAUCGGCAAGGUCGGGUGCCGAGCUACCCCGGGUCCGUGCAGUCCCGGUUGCCCGUCCCGGGAGGAAGACGAAGCCGGUGGACAGGGCCGGCGGGGGCGGCGCCGCGCACGGGUCGCUGCCCGUGGCCAUACCGGACUGGUCCAAGAUCCUUGGGGGCGAGUACCAGGGGCACCAGGCCGGGGACUGGGAGCUGGACGACGCGGACGACGAGGACGUCGAGGGCGCCCCGGUGGUGCCGCCGCACGAGCUGGCGUGGCGGCGCCGUGCCGCAUCGCUGUCGGUGAACGAUGGGAUGGGGGUCGGCAGGAUGCUCAAGGUCCGGGACGCGGUCUGGAAGAAGACGGGGUUCCAGGCCUGACGCGCUCUCGGGCCGGCGUCGUCGCCCGCCACUACUAGCUGUUUUCUUUUGACAGAUCGAAUCGGAUAAAGCUAGCUGCUACUCCCACAAGUUGGGCCAUCUAUUUUAGAAUGGAGGGAGUAGCUCGUAGAAGUUGUGGUUAUUUUGACAGAGCUUUGGCCUCCGGGGUAGAGAGAGGAGUGGAUGCUGAGGAGUGAUCAUUGUUCUUCGAUUGUUCGUUCCUGCUGUGCAGUGUUUUCCGGAGAGAACGCGGAACGUUUUCUGAUCCUGCGCAA